Messenger RNA from Closterium sp. NIES-67, 1126 nucleotides. Lineage: Eukaryota; Viridiplantae; Streptophyta; Zygnematophyceae; Desmidiales; Closteriaceae. The record is from the annotation of a GenBank genome assembly.
CUCGCCUCGACUUGUCUCCCUUGCAUCCAACAGACUUCACUUCCCCACGAAAGCCAUUCACCCCGCCUGCCCCAAAAUCCCGCCAGCAGUUCACAAGCAUCCAGUCAAUCGCUUCCCACAUCUGUACGAUCGUACACCGAUUUCCCGCCGAAUAUGGCCAGCUCACGGUUGCUCCCUCUCUUCGGACUCCUCUGCAUCGUUCUGUGCUUCGCUACCGCGCACGCACAGGCAAAGCCCACCAAGGCGCAGAUAAAAGCCGAGCUGCAAAACAUGGCGAACAACAUCACCAAGAAUUUUCCGCAAUACGCGAAGUACGCCAAGGACAUCAACAAGUACAUCGGCCUAGCACUGAACUCCAAGUACGAUUUCACUGCUCUCAGCGACGCAACCCUGCUGCUCCCCAGCGACACCGAAGCGCAGGCCCUCGCUAAGAAGGUCCCCGCUACAAGCUCCAAUAUCCCCAAAAUCUACAACAUCACCGCGUACCACAUAAUCCGCAAGAAGUACACCGUUCCCGCGCUCACGGUGCUCAAGAAGUCGCAGCCUCUGGGCACGCAGCUGAAUCAGGCGAUCUACAAGGUUUCGGUGCAGAAUGGUAACACGGUAUCUUUCGCCAAAACGCCCAACGCCCCUCCUGCCGCAUGGACGACGAUCAAGAUCGUCAGGCUGUAUGCUGGGCCGUACUUCAUCGCUCACGGCGUGGAUAAAGUCCUCAUUCCCACUAACACUAGAGUGUAAGCGUUUCUGAAACCCAGUUCGGUCCCCAGUUGACUAUCAGUCAUGCUGCUGGUUCAACCUCUGAACUAGGGUUGACUGGUGGUCAACUGGGCAUCAGAUCCAAUCCUGAAAGAGCUUAGUGAUACAGCAUAGCAUUCUACUCAUUGUAGUACUUUCAAUAUACGGCUCAUAUAGUGUCAGAAUUGAUUCUUCUCGUGAGGUUGAUUGCUGCCCUCUGGUGCGAAUUGCUCAGCUGUUGACCUGCUGUGGAACCAAAGGAAGUAAGGCUCUUGUUGGCCGAACAAGCUUAACGAUGAUUUGACGGGUUCUCGUUCAAUGCCGAGCCUGCUGCCAUGCCAUGGCUGCUACUCUGAAGGUGCAGCAGAAGUUGGGCUUGGAUACCACAAGC